Messenger RNA from Chelonus insularis, 3037 nucleotides. It is a transcript of the gene Dis3, whose product is annotated as exosome complex exonuclease RRP44-like protein Dis3. The transcript has 13 exons. Lineage: Eukaryota; Metazoa; Arthropoda; Insecta; Hymenoptera; Braconidae. Bases 68 to 2971 code for a protein of 967 amino acids. Gene Ontology annotation, biological process: rRNA catabolic process. Gene Ontology annotation, molecular function: endonuclease activity; 3'-5'-RNA exonuclease activity; RNA binding. The record is from RefSeq and is a predicted model, not a curated record. Gene Ontology annotation, cellular component: nuclear exosome (RNase complex); cytoplasmic exosome (RNase complex).
UAACCUUUAUGAUAUUCAUCCACAUGUAUUUUUGCAUUUAUUUAUUCUUUUGAAUAUUUUUAAAAAAAUGCUAGUGACAAAAUCAUUUUUCCGUAAAACUAGGACUGGAAAUAUUCAUAAAAUUGUAAGAGAUCAUUACCUCAGAGAUGAUAUUUGGUGUGGAUCAGAAGCGUGCAGAAAAUGCAAACACAAAUCUAGAGAUAUUAUUCUUGAAACAGAAAACCCUGGAACAAAAAGUUCAUUAAUUUCCCAUCCAUAUUAUUUAUUAUUAGAUACUAAUGCUGUUCUUGAUCAAAUUAACAUUUUAGAGGAAGAGUUACUAUGCAAUGUCAUUAUUCCUCAAAUUGUUUUAGAAGAAAUCAAACAUCGUAGUUCGAAUGUUUAUAAAAAAUUAAAAGACAUAAUAGGCGAUCCGAAACGUAAAUUUUAUUUAUUCGUAAAUGAGCAUCAUCGUGAAACGUAUGCUGAACGAAUACCUGGGGAAAAAGUGAACGAUCGUAAUGACAGAGCGAUUAGAAUAACAUGUAAAUGGUAUAAAAAUCAUUUAUUGUCUUCAGACAAUCCAAAUAUUGAUAUAGUAUUGAUCACUGAUGAUAAUGAUAAUAAAGAAAAAGCCAAGAGUGACGGUAUCACCGUAUUUUCCAUGGAAGAAUAUAUUUCCUCCCUAAAAGAUGCACCAUUCCUGAUAGAUAAAUUAUGUAAAAAAACUUACAUAUUAGAAGGUGGUAAAGGAGAACCUUUAUUUCCUUCUCACCUAACUCCUUCUCAGCUUCAUGAUGGAAUAAAAAAUGGAAAACUCCUUCAGGGAACCUUUUUAGCAUCGAGAGAAAAUUUUCUUGAAGGCUCAGUUAAUGUUGAGGGUAGAGAAAAAUUCAUUCUGGUACAAGGACGAGCUGGAUUAAAUAGAGCCAUUGAUGGAGAUAUAGUAGCUAUUGAAUUAUUACCUGAAGAAGAAUGGUCAAUACCGAGUGAACUAGUUUUGGAAGAAGAUGAUAAUGAAGAAGAUCCUGGUGAUGUUCUAGAUGAAGAGAAAGAAAUCCUUGAACAGAAACCAAUAAAAGAAGUUGAGCGAACGCCAACAGGUAGAAUAGUUGGCAUCAUCCGUCGAAAAUGGCGGCAAUAUUGCGGAAUACUACAGCCCAAUGUUGUGACAGGAAAUGUGAAGCAUCUGUUUGUACCAGCUGAGAGGAAAAUUCCAAAAAUAAGAAUAGAAACACGACAAUCAGAGAUAUUGUAUUCCCAGAGAAUCAUUGUUGCUAUCGAUUCGUGGCCGAGAAACUCAAGAUAUCCAUUGGGACAUUUUGUUCGUGCACUUGGAAAUGUUGGAGACAAGGACACUGAGAAUGAAGUUUUGCUUUUGGAGCAUGAUGUUCCCCACGGUCGAUUUUCUGACGCAGUUCUCAGCUUCCUCCCCAAAUUACCAUGGGUUAUCACCGAAACUGAUCUUGCUCAAAGGGUUGAUUUACGUCAUUUGGAUAUUUGUUCAGUGGAUCCACCUGGUUGUACAGAUAUCGAUGAUGCUUUGCACUGCAAAGAACUUGAAAAUGGUAAUCUAGAAGUGGGCGUUCAUAUAGCAGAUGUUUCACAUUUCAUUCGACCAGGAACUGCUUUAGACAAGGAAGCUGCUUUGAGAGCCACUACUGUCUAUCUUGUUGAUAAAAGAAUUGACAUGGUACCAGAAUUAUUGAGUUCGAACCUUUGUUCUUUACGAGGAAAUGAAGAACGAUUUGCAUUUUCCUGUAUAUGGGAAAUGGAUCAUGAUGCUAAUAUAAUUGGCACUAAAUUUUGUAAAUCUGUUAUUCGAUCUCGUCGAGCUAUGACUUAUGAAGAAGCCCAGCUUCUAAUCGAUGAUCCAUCUCAACAAGAUCCAAUUACAUUGUCACUUCGAGGAUUGAAUAAUCUCGCAAAGAAAAUGAAAAAGCGUCGUCAUGAAAAUGGUGCAUUGGUACUGGCAUCACCUGAGAUACGCUUCCAAAUAGAUAAUGAAACUCAUGACCCAAUCGAAGUCGAAGCGAAAAAAUUACGAGAUACAAAUUCAAUGGUUGAAGAGUUUAUGUUAUUGGCAAACACAUCUGUGGCAGAAAAAAUUGUACAAGAAUUUCCAGAGUGUGCUAUGUUACGUAGACAUCCAGAGCCACCACAAGUAAAUUUUGAACCGCUUAUUAAAGCUGGAAAACAUCAGGGAUUUGAAAUAAAUACUUCAAGUGGAAAAGAAUUAGCUAGAUCGCUUGAAUCAGCCCAUAAAGAAGAUAAUCCUUACUUCAAUACCAUGUUGAAAAUUCUCGCUACUCGUUGUAUGAUGCAAGCUGUUUAUUUUGUAAGUGGAAUGGUUCAACAAUCAGAGUUCUUCCACUACGGUUUAGCUUGCCCAAUUUAUACUCAUUUUACUUCACCAAUUAGAAGAUACGCUGAUAUUAUAGUCCAUCGGCUUCUUGCUGUUUGUAUCGGAGCGGAUUCAACAUACCCAGAAUUGUUAGAUAAGAAAAAAAGCCAUGAGCUUUGCCAUAAUUUAAAUUAUCGAAAUCGAAUGGCUCAGUAUGCUGGAAGAGCUUCUGUUGCUUUGAAUACCCACCUAUUCUUUCGGGAAAAAGUGGAAGAUGAAGAUGGUUACAUUUUAUUUGUACGUAAGAAUGCACUUCAAAUACUUAUACCUAAAUACGGACUUGAAGGAACAUUAUAUCUUAAGAAAAAAGGAGAAUCUUCUCCAGUGAAUUUUGUUUAUAAUGAAGAAGAACAUACACAAACUUGUGGUAAAAUUGUGUUCCGAUCUUUUGAUCCAGUGGUGGUCCAAUUGAGUUUAGACAGAACAAAUAUUCAACAUGAAAAACUAGUCUUCAAACUUGUUAAACCUGAGAUUCCAGGGUUUAGCGUUCUGGCAUCGAAUGUAAAACGUAAGAUGUCUACAGAAGAAGUGAAAGAAGUUCCUCAGAAAAAAACGAAAAAACAUAAAAAGAAAAAAGGAAAAAAUUAAAAUUGUAUAUAUAUGUGUAUUUUGUAUUUUAUUUGUAUGAAAUACAAAUUAUUUUUACAAUUUGAA